Moneuplotes crassus is the source of this 844-nucleotide messenger RNA. Lineage: Eukaryota; Ciliophora; Spirotrichea; Euplotida; Euplotidae. The record is from the annotation of a GenBank genome assembly.
UUCCUUCAGGUCUCAUCUGUUAUAGUCCCAUGAGUAUCAGCAUUUUGGAAAUUAAAAAAAGACAGAGUGGAAAGAACCAAUCAGAGAAUUCAAUGGGGGAAGAACCAGAACCACAGAAGGUAGAUGACGAAGAGGAAAAGUAUGAAUUUGAUAUGGUAGAUCAGGAAUUGGAUGAUCUUGAUAAAUAUCUUGUUCCAGGCACAGAGACUGUUUAUUAUAUCCCAAAUUAUGUCACACAGAACGACCAUGACAUUAUUUUAAAGGCUUUGAAGGAAAAACCUGGGUGGAAGGAGUUGCCAAGAAGAAUUGUUAAGAAAUUUGGAGGUGAUGUUACAUCUGAAGGGCUUGCCAACAAAGAAGAGCUUCCAGACUAUCUUCAACCUCUUGCCCAAAGAAUUUAUGAUGAUUUCAUCAUUUCUUCAAUGCCAAAUCAUAUGCUAGUGAAUGGAUACAGUCCAACAGAUGGAAUAAUGCCUCAUACUGAUGGUCCAGCAUAUCACCCAGAAGUCGCUUGUUUGAACCUUGGCGCGAAUAGUUUACUUUCGUUCUGGAAGAAUCAAGAUGAUGUCAGAGAAUCAAAAUAUCUUGCCAGAGUAUAUUGUGAGCCAAGAUCUCUCGUAAUAUUCACCGACAAAUACUAUUCCGACUACCUCCAUGGCAUAGAAUAUGUUCAUUCUGACAAAAUGAGUACCACUCCUGAAGACAGAGAAUCCUACAUUGACAACUGGAAGAGCCUAGAUACUCCUAUUGGCGAAGGAGUAAUCGAGAAGGAUAGACAAGAUGUGAGGUACUCCAUCACGGUUAGACAUGUGUUUGAGAAAAGUUUAGAGUAAAUAUUCGGAAA